AUGGAUUGGGAUUGCAGUAUUGUCAAUGCUUGCGAUGAUCCUGUGGGCUACGAGGCGAUCCGUGGCCUGCAUCGACAGCUGGACGACGACGCCAACGGAAGCAUCGACGUCUCGGAGACGGACGAGUUUUUGCGAGACGAGUUACAGUACGAAAAUGCGCAUGAGAGACACAAAGAAUUCCAUGGUACUGAUAAGUAUAUCAAUGUGGAUGAGCUAUGGCAAGCUUGGAGAACAUCUGAAGUACAUAACUGGACAGUGGAUGAAACUGUGGAAUGGUUGAUAACACAAGUUGAUUUACCACAGUAUGAGCACAAUUUUCGCAAUAAUGGAAUCAAUGGAGCUUCCCUUCCUCUUUUGGCACAAAAUGCAAAUAAUUACAUUUCCCUGCAUCUUGGAAUUAAAGAUUCCAUUAAUAAGCAAAAGAUAGCCCUCAAAGCAAUGGAUGUUGUUCUUUUUGGACGUCCAAAAUAUCGAAAUUAUCUCAAGGAUGUUCUUCUUGCCAUGUCUUUGAUUAUUGCUGUUGUGGGCUGUUGGUUUGCAUAUGUGCAGCACAAAAGUUCACAGACACACAUGCAAAAGAUGAUGAAAGAUAUGGAAGCAUUGCAGAAAGCCGAAGAUUCACUUUUUGACCUUCAAAAAGAAUUAAAUAAAGCUAGACAAGAACAAGAAAUUGUAAGCAUUGAAAAGCAAGAUUUGGAAAGAAGGUUACAAGAUGAAAUCACAAUAGCUAAAAAGUACCAAGUCCAAACACCUGGUGAUGGAACUGAACCGAAUGAUUUCAUUAAAGUGACAGAACUUGAAAAGCAACUGCAGCAUGCGAGAAACGACCUAAGAGAAGCAGAGAAAAAACUUGAAGCAAGGCAUUGGGUUGCUCCACCGUCUCUCCAGCACUGGCUACAACUUACGCAUGAACUAGAGCUUCGAAACUAUAACGCUAAGAAAGCUGUUGCGGAGCAGCAGUUACAAGCUGCAAAAGAAGGUUGUGAAAAACUUAGCAAGAAAAGAGAUACAUUUAUGGGUGCUUUUAGAAUAGCCCAUGGGAGUUCUAUUGAUGAUGUUGAUGAUCGUAUUGUGAAAGCUAAAGCUGCUCUUUAUGAAAUAACUACAGAUCUACAAGAAAGGAUGAAUAGGUGGAAGCAAAUUGAACAGCUAUGUGGGUUUCCAAUACUUGUAAAUCCAGGAAUUGCCUGUUUAGAAAGUAUUUUAAAGCCUGCUUCAGUAAAUGGAUCGACUGGAAGUACACAUUCAGGAUUAAGUACAAUAACUCAAAGCAGUAGUGAAGGCACUUUACGGGAGGAAAGCCCACCCCCUUAUGCUGGCAUUAUAACUAGUUCUGCAAACAUUCCUCCACCUUACACCAAAUCUAGUCCUUCAUUUGCAAGAAAGAAUGCCGAAAUUCCAUCAUAUACUGCUAUCGCUUCUGUUUCUCGAGUUGUUUAUCCUAAAGAGUGCUAUCGCCCAAGCGAAAAUCUGUCUUUCGAUACAGAAAGUGAAGACUUACAGAUCCAAGAGGUAGAUGACGACUCUACCGAACGAAGCGCUACACCGCCAUCAUUAGCAUCCUGUCCUGAAAUAAGUCGCCCAACAUUUUCUGUUACUGAUGGGAAUUCUGCUGAAGUUACAUCAAAACUUAAAGAGCCAGAAUCACCCAAAUCAGUGAAGCUCUCUGCAGAACAUUCGAACGGAAAGAUGAGUGAUAUAGUUCGAAAAAUUAGCACAGGACUCUUAGAGAAGAAGAAAAAACCUGCAAGUUCUUUAGUCGAAGCCAUGAAAAAAAGUUCUAGUUCUUCGAACAUUAUUGACAGUGCUGAAGGAGGUGCAUCAUCAGAAUCUUCUUCAAGUGUCAUUGCUGAAGAAAAACAGAAGAAAAAGAAAUUUUUUCAGCAAUUACGACACCGAAAAGUGAAAUCUUGACUUUCAUAGAAAGUCUUGACAUAACAAAUUUCAUGUGAUGUUUAAUAUGAAUUUUUAAAUAGACAUUGCGUACGAUUGGGCAUGCUUUGCUGAAGAGAACCAAUUCACAAUUCUGUUAAAUUUUGUGUUAAAUAAUGUCUUUUGACCAUUAUCUUUGAAUUCAAUAAGCAUAAUAGACAAAUAACUUUUGAAAUGACUUCCAGUUAAUUGUGUGGAAAAAAACAUUACAUUGCUUCCUAACAUCAUUUUUCCAAUGCAAUUUUCUGUGUUCUUGUUACCGAAAAGGGCCAAAAUAAAUCCCAGCACCUAAAAUAAAAUUUUUCAUGCUUUCUAUUUUAAUUUCUGAAUCUAUUCACUGUUCAUUGAAUGUGGCUCAAAAAUAGAAUUAACUUUACACAUUUACCUUCAUUAUGUCAAAGACGUUAUACAAUAGUAUUAUUCAUGUUUCAUAACACAAUUUUAAAAAUCUUUUAAUUUUUUUACUUGUUUGAAACAGUGAUAAAUAAUAUAGAAACCCAUUUGCAAGACUAAUUAAUUAUUCAUUUUACAUUGGAAGGUUUGACACAUUGUCCUUUUCUUUUUUUUAAUGUAUUUUAUAACAAGUUUGUCUCGAAUUUUUUUCAUAAAAAAAAGUAAACCUUUCUUAAAAGUAUUUAAAAGAUUUAUUUAAAGAGGUUUUCUCCCAAACCAUACUGUAUUAGUCAACCCCCUAACUUCUUAAACUAAAAGUUCGAAAAAAUAUUUUCUUGUAUUAGAAGAUCACAAUUUUCCAAAGUUUUCAAUUUCUGAUUAUCACUGAUAUCAAUCCGAAGAUAUAUGGAGCUGAUGGAGAAGUUAUGUAGAAUUAUGGAUUAACAGAGCUUUAUGAUUAUUUGGGUUCUGAAUUUCAUUUUAAUCAAUUUUAGCAAUAAAUUUAAUUUUAAAUGUAAGCAAUAAAGUAUUUAGAAUUUAACUGUGUAGAUAUAGUUGUUGUCUUUAAGAAUCUUGAAAAUUGGCAAUUUAGAAAGUAUCUUUUUCUUUUCAUUAAUUUUGAGUGUUUUCAACUUUUAGUUCGUGUAAAAAAUUAUUAGUAUUUAAUAUGAGUAUAUGGCAUUUUUUAUGUGUUAUUUUUAAAUAAUUUUUGAACAAAGUGACCAUGCACUGAAAUUUUUUUUACAUGUAUCCCUUUGAGGAAUGUGCCAUGACUUCAGCAUUUUUUAAAAAGAACAGUUUAAACAUUUUUCUCAAAACUCUUACAUUUUUUAGUGAAUUUUUAAGUAAGGGAAAAUCUAAUGAAGCAAAGAAAUGCAACAUUGAAAAAAGCAUGAAGAAUCAAAUAACUGCUAUAUUAGAUUCAGGGGCGGAUACAAACGGCCAUUUUAGGGUGGGUCAUGCUGAAGAAUGACCCCCCUCCCCAUGAUAAACCAACGGUUUUAGGUACGAAAAAUUUCGGAAACUGCUCGGGUGUCUGUAAAAAGCACCAAAUCGGCCAGCAAUAAGGCACUUAGGAGGCAUAAGGGGCCAUUCAUUAAUUACAUAAGGAUGAUUUUGGCAAUUUCUGACCUCCUCUCCCCCCAUGUAAGGGUACAUAAAAAAUUUUCAACCCCCCCCCCCUCCUCCUCCUAUUCUUACUUAAGAUUCCAUUUCGUUUUCCAAAAUGAUAAAAUAACGAAUCCACGAAUCUUGUAUCACUGGAAUCGUUAUUAAAAAUUCACUAUUAUUAAAUUAAACCUUAUUGUAUCAAGAAAUAUUCACUAAGAAGUUGGAAUUUAGACUAAAUGUUUUUCCAACAUUUUUUUUGUAUUGAUGCGAUACUAAUUAAAAAUAAAACAUGCCCUGCAUAGUGCGAUUUUUUAAUUUUAUUUUACACCACUCAUUCUUUGUAAAAUAAAUAAAAAACAGCUCAUCCUAAUAAGUUUUUUAUUUUCCAGGUGCAAAUGAAAUAUAUCCCUGCCAAAGCAGUAGACCGCGCAAUUUCUAAUGUAAAAUAUCGACUUGAAAAAUAUUACAUAAGAAUGGGUUUGGACCCCCGCCCCCAAGUAAGGGUAUGUAGAUAUUUUUCCAACCCCCUUCCCCCUCGGGACCCUUACAUAAUUAAUGAAUGGCCCCUAAACGUUAUAAAUUAAUUCCAUAAGCAAUAAAAAAAGUAUUUUAAAUAUUUACUUUUAAAAGCAAUUAAUGAAUUGAAAAAGACUACUGAAAUCAUCUUAUGUCCUAAAAAUGGAACUCUGUAUUGGAAGGUGAAAGUAUGCGAUGGCUAUCCGUCCCCAUUUUUGACACUAUAUUCCACAUUUUUUGGGGAUCAUAGAAUCUGUAAUAUUAACAGCCUUGAAUCUAGCCCAAUUUUACAAAAAAAAAAAAAAAAAAAUCAUUUUCAGGGGCCACAC
Messenger RNA from Uloborus diversus, 4280 nucleotides. Its product is annotated as stromal interaction molecule 1-like. The record is from RefSeq and is a predicted model, not a curated record. Lineage: Eukaryota; Metazoa; Arthropoda; Arachnida; Araneae; Uloboridae. Gene Ontology annotation, cellular component: plasma membrane; endoplasmic reticulum. Gene Ontology annotation, molecular function: protein binding; calcium channel regulator activity; calcium ion binding. The coding region runs from base 1 to 1914 and encodes 637 amino acids. Gene Ontology annotation, biological process: intracellular calcium ion homeostasis; activation of store-operated calcium channel activity; store-operated calcium entry. The transcript is spliced from 13 exons.